This is a messenger RNA of Aricia agestis (brown argus), 2715 nucleotides long. RefSeq names its product SH3 domain-binding protein 5-like. Bases 122 to 1540 code for a protein of 472 amino acids. Lineage: Eukaryota; Metazoa; Arthropoda; Insecta; Lepidoptera; Lycaenidae. Gene Ontology annotation, biological process: intracellular signal transduction; negative regulation of protein tyrosine kinase activity. The transcript has 10 exons. The record is from RefSeq and is a predicted model, not a curated record. Gene Ontology annotation, cellular component: cytoplasm. Gene Ontology annotation, molecular function: protein kinase inhibitor activity.
UCAAUAAAUUAGCUUUUUGUUAUAGAUUGAUGGCGAUUUCUUAUUUUAUUAAAUAAAACUUGUUGUGCUAAUAUAUUUAUCGACCUAAAUUGCCUACAAUGCAUUAUAAUAUAUAAAAACAAUGAACGAUAGUACAGCGGAAUGCUCAGAAACGCUAGAUCCUCGAGUGCAGAUCGAGUUGGAGCGCCUGAACACAGCCACAGAUGAGAUAAACCGGCUGGAGGUAGAGUUGGACGAGGCUCGGCUCGCCUUCCGCCGGCUGCUCGCCGAGGGCCACAUCCGGAUCCAGCAGCUCACCAAGAAACUCGGCACCAGCGUGCACAAGGCGCGACCCUAUUAUGAAGCCAGAUUCAGAGCUAAUAUCACAUCCCAAGAGCUCCAUGCGGCGAACCUCGCUUACGACAAAGCGAACAGCGCGCACGCGGCCGCGCGCGAGAUGGUGUACCUGGCGGAGCAGGGCCUGGCGCGGCUCGCGGACGGCUCCACCGGCCUCACGCUCGACCCCGCCUGGCAGGAGAUGCUCAACCACGCCACGCACCGCGUCAACCAGGCGGAGGCAGACCGCGCGGCGGCGACGGUGACGCAGCGUAACAAGGCGGCGACGCACCGCGCGGCCGCCACGCUCGUGCAGCAACUGCAGAACUCCCUCAAGCGGCAUAUAGCCAAGUCCAGGCCAUACUUUGAGGAGAAGGCGCGUAUAAACACGGCGCUGGAGGCCCAGAAGGCGCGGAUCCAGACUCUGGAGGGACAGGUCGCCGACGCCAAGCUCAAGUACUCGCAGGCGCUGCGCAACCUCGAGCGAAUAUCGGACGAGAUACACAAGCACCGCUCCCGACGACACUCCGCUAGGAACAAUGACAUAGACCGGUCGACAAUAACGGACACGGCGAGCGAGUCCAACGCCAGCUCCACGCUGGAGGAGCUGUGCUCGCACACCGACGACAACGUACGGGAGUGGCUGCGCCGCGCCGACCGUCCCGACCCCGACACCUGGACCGAGAUCGACCUGGACUACUCCAGCCCCGAGGAGAUAAGCUUCGAGAAAUGCUCGUUACGGCCGCGGUCGUCGCCGGAGCAGGACUCUCCUCCCAGCCCGAUGGAGUCGCGCGUGUCGGCCGCCUCGCCGCGCCGCAUCAUCCGGCCGGCGGGCACGGGGGGCGGGGCCGGCGACAGGGGGGCGGCGCUGCGGGCGGAGCUCGAGCGCGGCCGCCGACAGAGUCUAGAUGCGCUGCUGCACGACACCGGCGAGAAGGUCAAGGAGAUGUUUCAGGGUCUGUCGCUGUUCGGCGAGCGGCGCGGCUCGGGCACGGGGUCUGCGCCGCGCACGCCGCGCGCGCGCCGCUCGCCCUCACGCGCGGCCUCCUCCGCCAGCGACGAGCGCGCCUCCGACACCGACAGCCGCGCCAGCGUGGAGAUGUUGACGGACGAGCAGAUCGCGUCGCUGAUGUUGGACGCACAGCUGGAGGCGGUGUGCGAGCGGCUGGCGGGCGUCCCCCGCCGCUCCCCGCACUCGCCCCAGCAGCCCGACGCGCGAUACUGAGCCCUAGCGCCCGGUGAUACGGUUAAAGGUAUGUUGACUGGAUCUCAGCUAGCAUCGUUGGUGACAAGCCGAGCUCGGUGCUACAAGGAAAAGAGUACAAAAUACGCUUCGCAGGUUAAAGAUAAGUUGGAGAUGACAUCCUACAUGAUUAGACCCGGAACUAGAAUAAUAUCGCACAAAUACGCUGUCCUUAAGUCAAUUAUAAAUGUUGAUUGGCUUGUUGUUUAAGCUAUACUCACGCUUACUCGUUAUUAGGAUGUUGACGUGUACAAUAAGUUAGAAAAUGCAAUAAAAUGAGUGGAGGUUAUGUGGAAGCGCCAUCUAGUGAACUAACUCGUCACUGAAGCGGGCUGAUUCAUAAAUCCUGGUCGACCAGGAUUUGUGAAUCAGUCCGCUAUAUGACUCAUAUCGGUUGAUUUGGAACUAACUGCGUCAUCAUUGAUCAACGACUAUCAAGACGAGCUCUCAUUGGCCGUCGCGCGGUGAAGUUGGCAAAUUAGAGUGGAAUCACGAAUUGUGAAUAAGGCUCUAGAUGGCUAUUAAUCUUGCCUUUAUGAUUAACGCGGGUAGAGUAAGGCAAAAAGGCGACCUAAUCAUAGUUCUUAAGUGAUGUGUUUAAAAAAAUAUAUAAACAAUAAUACUAUCGUAUUACAUUUCUAGCGGAAACAUUUCAAGGAUUCCUAAUAUCCAUUAGGUAGAGUAAGAGUGUUGCAAUAUCAGUUAUAGCAAUAACUACUUGUGCUUAGGAAAUAAACUCAUUUAUAAGAUUUAUUCUGUUGAAGGUAUUUUAGUUCACAUUGCUCGAUUCGAAGAAAUUCGAAUAGUGAGACACUGUGGUACUCGCACAGCAAAAUAAUUCUGUCUCGUUCUAACGCGUUACUUUAAAAGUUAACAUCGUUCUCAUCAUCACAAUAGAGACAAGAGCCAUGUAAAAAUGCCUGCACACCAUUCUGUACUGAUUGUAGACCGAACUUCACAGUUCACAUCAAUCCGCCUAGUUGAGUACUUUAAUCUUUAAUCACAAAAGUCACUAUAAGUUAUUGUUGCUUCCACAAAACGACAUACUACACACUUCAGUAUAUUAUAGUAUAGUGCUAUACUACGAAAUUAUAUUUUAACAUGACUAGUAAAUUUAUUUUAUUAUAUAAUACACAAAUACUAGCAAGUUAUAUAGU